Molecule: messenger RNA, 1002 nt
Organism: Triticum turgidum subsp. durum (durum wheat)
Lineage: Eukaryota; Viridiplantae; Streptophyta; Magnoliopsida; Poales; Poaceae
Source: the annotation of a GenBank genome assembly
AUGCGCCGCUGGCGCGAGAAGAUCCGCUCCUCCACGCCGCUCCACGUCGUGGGGCUCACCGAGAUCUUCGCCAUCUGCGGCCUCGUCGCCUCGCUCAUCUACCUCCUCAGCUUCUUCGGCAUCGCCUUCGUCCAGUCCGUCGUCUCCAACAGCGACGACGAGGACGAGGACUUCCUCAUCGCCUCCGCCCAGCCCAAGCCCGCCCCCGCCCCCGCGGUUCCCGCGCAAUCAACGAGGUUUGGAAGGCUGCAGGGGGUCAAAUGCGCGUUGGCAGGGAGGAACCUGUACAUGAGGUUCACCUGCAGCACUGGUGAUGCGAUGGGGAUGAACAUGAUCUCCAAGGGCGUGCAACAUGUGCUGGACUAUCUAGAGGAGGAUUUCCCUGAUAUGGAUGUCGUCAGCAUCUCAGGCAAUUUUUGUUCUGACAAGAAAUCAGCUGCUGUAAAUUGGAUUGAGGGGCGUGGUAAGUCUGUGGUUUGCGAGGCAAUAAUCAGAGAGGACGUUGUGGAGAAGGUUCUCAAGACCAACGUUCAGUCACUCGUCGAGUUGAAUGUGAUCAAGAACCUUGCUGGUUCAGCUGUUGCUGGAGCUCUUGGGGGUUUCAAUGCCCACGCAAGCAACAUUGUAUCAGCUAUCUUCAUUGCCACUGGUCAGGAUCCUGCACAAAAUGUUGAGAGCUCACAGUGUAUCACGAUGUUGGAAGCUGUAAAUGGUGGCAGAGACCUUCACAUCUCCGUUACUAUGCCAUCCAUUGAGGUGGGCACAGUUGGUGGAGGCACGCAGCUGGCCUCACAGUCGGCCUGCUUGGACCUACUGGGCGUCAAAGGCGCCAACAGGGAAUCCCCGGGAUCGAAUGCUAGGCUGCUCGCCACGGUGGUGGCUGGUGCGGUCCUGGCUGGCGAGCUGUCCCUCAUCUCUGCUCAGGCAGCCGGCCAUCUGGUCCAGAGCCACAUGAAAUACAACAGAUCCAGGAAGGAUAUGUCCAAUUCCGCCGCUUGCUGA